UCCUUUAAGAGCGCAACACGCCUCGCUCCAGAACCGACACUACUGUGGCAUAAGAGAGUGCACAGGAUAACAAGAGGACAUAAAUAUAUACACACUCACACGUGCACACACACACACACGCACACAAUACUUACUUACAUACAUACAGACACCCUAAGAGAAAUCUAGAUGGAAUUAUAAGAAUGGAAUACCACUGGUUUCUGUUUCUUGUCGAGUUACAGUUUCUCUUCCGACCAGGCAGUACCAGGCCUGUAAUUACACCAGACGGAUCCCAGCUCGCGGUGCAGCUGCAUGGCCAAUUUGUCCUUCGUUGCCAUGGUGAAGCACCCGUGCGUUGGAUACGGGAAGAUCGUCCAACUCGGACGAUAAAGGAGGAGAAGAGGGACCACCACCUGUCAACCAUCAAUGUGACCAGAGUGACUCCGCUGUACCGGGGCAAUUACAUGUGCUUGGAGGAGUCCACAGGACAGAAUAACUCCAUUUAUGUGUAUGUUACAGCCUUCCUCUUAGCAGAUCCUGACAACGCCUUCAGAAAGUCCAUUAUCACUGACAUCAUGGCUGGGGCAAGAGACACUGCCUCAAUCCCCUGCCUACCCACCGACCCCAGAAUGGUUAACCUGCAUUUGGAGACGUGUGACGGAGAGCCACUGCCAUCCGGGAUGAGGUACAGCGCUAGCAUUGAGACAGGCAUUUCCAUUGUGAAGGUCCAGCCCAACUACAAGGGAUGCUAUAUCUGCGUGGGAACUCUGGGAGACACGACUGCACAGUCUGUGCAUUAUAACCUUGAUGUGCGACUGGUUCCAGAAACACCGCCCCGUAUUUCACUUCACGAGCGUGACAGGGUGCUUCGUACCCAGGGCCAGAGACUCACCCUGACCUGCUCCACUUCUAAUGUCAACAGUGAUAUAAAAGUUAACUGGGUGCCACCUCUUGGAGUGGAAGCAUCCGUCGAGCAAAACUCGCAGCUUUCGACCGAACCAGUCAUGCACAGACGUACAGCCGUCCUCCAAAUAGAAGCCGUGACGACCCGGGAUUCGGGAAGGUACCGCUGUGAGGCCAAGAACUCCGCAGGGAUUAGUAAUGAGACGGUCUGGGUGGAUGUCUACAGGAAAGGCUUUAUUAACCUGACCCACGUAGACAACAGGACAUGGAGGGUGCGUGAAGGACAGAGUCUGUCUCUGCGUGUGACUAUGGAAGCCUAUCCUAAACCACACAACUUUAACUGGAGCUACAAUCGAAAAAAUCUCACCAACACGACUGACCACGUUAUCACCACUCACUCGCACGCGCACAGGUAUGCGCACGAUUAUCACAGUCAGUUAAAGCUUGUGCGUUUAAAAGUAUCAGAGAGCGGUGUCUACACUUUCCUGGCCAACAACGGUGACGCUAGUAUCCGCCUGACAUUCGAAGUCCAUGUCCUAAGUAAACCAGCAAUUGUAUCUCACGAAGGUCCAGUUAAUGGGCAGGUGCGCUGUGUGGCUGAAGGUUAUCCCCCACCUCAGAUCACAUGGUACUACUGCGAUCAACCCCAUGCCAGGUGUUCUAAUUUGUUAAAUGCCACACAAGAGGAGGAGGACGUUGUCACCGUGACUAUGACUAACCCACCCUUUGGGAAGGGAGCGGUGGAGAGCCGCUUAAACAUCACCAAGAACAAUUACCCCACCCUGGAGUGUGUAGCUUCAGCCGAAGGCGAGAUUGUCUACACGUUGUUUUCCAUCAGCGAACGUUCUGUUCCUCAUGAGCUUUUCACUCCAUUGCUGAUUGGCUUCAUUGCUGCAGCAGCCAUCCUUUGCCUCAUCCUGUUUUUUCUCACUUACAAGUAUAUGCAGAAACCUAAAUACCAAAUCCAGUGGAAAGUCAUUGAAGGGAUCCAUGGCAACAACUACGUCUAUAUAGACCCGACCCAGCUUCCGUACGACCACCAGUGGGAGUUUCCACGGGACAGGCUGCGAUUCGGCAAAACUCUGGGCUCAGGAGCAUUUGGGAAGGUGGUGGAAGCUACAGCAUAUGGAAUGUCCAAGGCUGAUACAGUGAUGACCGUAGCAGUCAAAAUGCUCAAACCGAGCGCUCAUGCCACUGAGAAAGAGGCGCUGAUGUCAGAACUGAAGGUGCUCAGUUACCUCGGCAACCACAUAAACAUCGUCAACUUGCUGGGUGCCUGCACUGUUGGAGGUCCGACUUUGGUGAUAACCGAGUACUGCUGUUUUGGCGACCUGUUGAAUUUCCUGCGCAGAAAACGUGACUGUUUCUGCUGCUCCAGACUGGGAGAUGACUCUUACUAUAGAAAUGUCUUGUUACAACCAGACUCAGGUGAAGGCAGAAAUGGCUAUAUGGCUAUGAAGCCUUUGGUUUUGGGAGUUCAGUCCACCGAGAAACGUUCACUACCUAAAGGUGUCGGCUCUUACACUGACUGUGACGUGUUCAGUGAAAUUCUGCAAGAGGACGGUUUGGCUUUGGACACUGAAGAUCUGCUCAGCUUCUCUUACCAAGUAGCAAAGGGCAUGGACUUCCUGGCAUCGAAAAAUUGUAUUCACAGAGACCUGGCAGCCAGAAACAUCCUCCUCACACAAGGUAGAGUGGCCAAAAUCUGCGACUUUGGACUUGCCCGUGACAUCACUACCGACUCCAACUAUGUGGUUAAGGGAAAUGCGCGUCUGCCGGUGAAGUGGAUGUCUCCUGAGAGUAUCUUUGAGUGUGUGUAUACGUUCGAAAGCGAUGUCUGGUCUUAUGGCAUCUUGCUGUGGGAGAUCUUCUCUCUUGGGAGCAGUCCUUAUCCAGGUGUACCUGUAGACUCCAAAUUCUACAAGAUGAUCAAGGAAGGAUACCGAAUGGAUUCACCUGAGUUUGCUCCAUCUGACAUGUAUGAAAUCAUGCAGUCGUGUUGGGAUGCAGACCCUUCCAGGAGACCCUCAUUUGGCAAGAUAGUGGAGAAGGUUGAACAACAAAUCUCAGACAGCACCAAACAUAUCUAUCUGAACUUCAGCUCUAGGUUGCCGGUAGUCACAAGUCUCCGCGAGGAGCCAUUUUCUCACUCCUCACGCCGUAAUUCAGGAAGCGGUCACAGCACUCCCAGUCUGCCUCUACUGUCCAGUGACAAUGUUUUUUUGGAGGAAGCAGCUCCCAGGCAGCCACGAGCUUAAAGAUAAAUUAAUUAAUUAAAAAAAAACUCAUUAAAAUGCUGUACGAAGACUGUAAACCUUUCAGACAAACCAUGGCUGAGUGAAACCCUGGAACAGUCACUAUGGCAGAAAGACAUCACAUCAUCGUCCUACUCUCUUCCUAUUACUGAUAUACACAGGGGAUGAUGUACAGAAUACUUCCUCUCUUUUCUUAUUGCUUCAGGAUCAUGUGACAUGGGACAAUAGGAUGUGCAAGUUUUAGGCAGAGCUUUACUUUAUCCUGUUUGCUGAUAUUCCAGUAUGGUUGCACAUUACCUUAGUUUCUGCACAACAGGCCUAACCCGGUCCUUUGUGGUACGAUUUUUAACUCUGCAUGGGUACUGGAGAACAAAGUUGAUCGUAUAUCAGGCUUCAUUUUCAUGAUCAUAGCAUAUACACGUAAACAUGCGUUUAAAACCUUUUCAUAUGUUUUUCCAUGACCGUCCGCACACAAGGCGUAGAGGAGCACAAAAGUGUUACAGAUGCUGGAAAUACAAGUGUGUACUGUACAUUAAUUUAUUUAUUUUUUUGCAUGCCAACGAUCCACUCUCACUUACGGGAUGUAACCGGGCUAAUUCAGAGAUGAAACGUGUGGGGCAAAUACACACCAAUUUGUGAGAAAUCUGCAUCUUAGUGGCAGCAAUGAACACAUUUUUACACCAGAAUAGAUUCCCACUAGAGCUAGUUUUGAAUUUCACAUCCAUCCAACCCACCUCAUGUUCAUAUAUAAACAGAAACAGUACACAAGCGUAAAGGAACUGCCUUGCACCCGACCGAAUAUACCAGGUUUGGUAUUUUGUCACCCAAUUUAACAAUUGCAUUGACAAAAUAUAGCGCUUUUGGUCAAUACAAAUGAUCAUGAAAGCAUUUUGAAGUCUGAAAUAUGAUCAAUCACUAUUUUGGAUGUAGAUUCUCUUUCUUUUUUUUUUAGCAGUUAUACAUACAUACAUAUAUAUAUAUAUAUAUCCUGGUAAGUCGUUCUUUUUGAAAGCACAUCGGUAUUGUGUUUGGUCUAAUAAGUUUAGGCAGCUUCGGGACAGUUUAAUACAGAUACACUGCCUCAGUAUUAUUCAUUCAUUUGCUGACUGAGUUUAGUUUAAACACCAUACUGUACUUAUAUCGCUUAUAUUCAAAGGAAAGCUUGAGGUGAUGUGUGUGUCAUUUUCUUCUGGUUUCUCUGGUAUGGUAGCUGCAAUGAGUACAAGAACCUGACAGCUACAUACAGGCUAUUUUCUGUUUUUUUAUGUAGUUAUUAAUCAUAGAUUUUGUUUCUGAUUUUUCCUGUUGUGACAGUACUUUUUAUUCACCCGUUCAUUUUAAUUUUCAGGGAUCAAUUUGCGUCGCAUCUCAAAGCGUCGAAGUGCAAACAACGAGCUUUCUGGGCUGAAUAAUAUUUCAGCUUUAAAGAUCAGUAUUAUGGUUGGUUAUGUGUACGCUUGUUAUGUGAAGGAUUUUGUCUAGUACUGUGUGAAACUUUGAAAAGCAAAUUUAACAGGCUUCCCAAAUGCAAACCAGCAAAGUCGUUCAGCUUCAGAAUGACUUGGUCUAAAAAAAAAAAAAAAAAAAAAAAGCAAUUUUACAGCAAUUCACUUUCUCCUGUCGUCUUUACGUAGACACGGUUCGGAUCAGUGAAUCUUUCGCAUCUCACAUGUACUUUUGUCUGAGGUUUAGGUGAACUGCCUAGACUUAGGAUCAGUUGAAGAGUUCAGUAGCAUUUGAAACAUUGCAAACUUUGUGAGGAACAGAGAAACGUCUCAAGAGACUUCGGUUUAACAUUUUAAAAUGUUGAGUAAUAUGUUUUUGUAGAUAUGUACAUUUUUAUUGAAGCUUGUUCGUAUAAAGAUAUGUAUAUCAUCCUUUCUGUACACGUUACCUUUUUUUUUGUCAUUACAUUCAGUAUACGGAAAAAUAAGCGUUGCAGAGAAUAUUCACUCAAGCUUAGGACGUAUGAGUUAUGGGUUAGAAGAUGCGUCAGAAACGUCAUUAUUUUACGUCGUUCUCAGCAAACACCAACGCUUUCUGUAAAAAACAAAACAAAACAAAAAAAAAACAACUGUCGUGCCUCACAGGAAACAAAAAUUUUCAAAUUCUGCUCCUUUGCUGUUGAGAAAAGAGCCAAUCGAAAGCUACCGCUCUUCUGGGGGCCAAUGGGUGCACGCUCUCCAUAGGAACAGCCAAUCGGCAAAAUCUCGGUAGAUCCGCCAGCGGAGGGGUAGCUGCUCUGAGGGAGAGCAUUCUCAUUUCUGCCAAUUGGGAAAAGAGCAGCCGUGCAUUAGAGACAGAGACGGAGAGUUCGUUGGAAUCCUAAGUCUAUGAGCAACAGACUGAGUGAUUCAGAUCAUGCCAGGUAGACCAAGUUGUAACAUCAGUACUCAGGCACCCAUCAGUAGCUGAUUUCCCAGCUCUCUUUCUGUUCUUUGUGUCCAGCUGCUUCCUCCAGCGGAAGUGUCACUUCCAGAGCACUUCAGUUGGGGAGAUCCCAUCCGCUCUCUAUCCCACCUUCACCGCUUCCCUCUUACCCUCUUCCCACACUGCGACAUUGUUCUGAGGGGCAUCUGUCUGCACUUUGUAUGAGUGUGUGUGUGUGUGUAUGUGUGUCUGUGCGCAGGCGUGUGUGUAUGUGUGUUAACUGUAGCAUAAUGCAGGUCAUUUUGCUGGUAAGACACCAGAGUACCGAUGAGCUAUCAUUUCUACAGCUUGUCACAUGUAAUACACUGUAUACCAUAACCCGGCUUCCGGCUGCCAGGUUUGUGGACAUGAUACCACUCCUGUGCUUUUGCUUGCUCUAUAGUAAUAUGUGUAAAUGAUGUAAUGUCACUAUUUUUAGGGCAAUGUGGUACGAUCAUGCUAGUGCUGUAAACAUUUAAGUGCAACUCUUUUUUUUGUGUGUGUGGUUUUCAUACUAUUUAAUAUAUACUUUACAUAUCCAUUGCAUACUGUACAUGUUACUCUACUAGCUCCACUCAUUGACUGUGUGUAUGCAAUAAGGUCCUUAAAUAACUGGUGGCUUAAUUGCAGCCUAGCAAAUGUGCAAAUUUAUUCACAUUUGAUACACCUAAUAUACGGUAUAUUAGUAUUGAACAUCUAAUCCACGUCAUGACAUGGUAAUAACUAUAUGAUAAUGCAUGGAUAAUCUAAGUAGGUCUGGUUUUUGGACAAAUAACUGGAGUUUUUUUUUUCUUUGUCCCUUAAAGAGAAGGUUUGUUCUGUUCAUUGCAUCAUUGUAUAUUUAUUUUAAAGUUUUUAUUUUGCAAACCACUGAAAUUGUUUUAUUGUGUAAGACUUGUCAUGUCUGGUUAUUAUAUACUGUAAAUAAACCAUUGAAACAUAAAUGA
This is a messenger RNA of Tachysurus fulvidraco (yellow catfish), 6493 nucleotides long. RefSeq names its product KIT proto-oncogene, receptor tyrosine kinase a (gene kita). The record is from RefSeq and is a predicted model, not a curated record. Gene Ontology annotation, molecular function: cytokine binding; ATP binding; transmembrane receptor protein tyrosine kinase activity. Gene Ontology annotation, biological process: B cell differentiation; multicellular organism development; positive regulation of receptor signaling pathway via JAK-STAT. The transcript has 21 exons. NCBI's taxonomy places the organism in Eukaryota, Metazoa, Chordata, Actinopteri, Siluriformes, Bagridae. Gene Ontology annotation, cellular component: signaling receptor complex. The coding region runs from base 183 to 3140 and encodes 985 amino acids.